AUGCCCAAUGAUCCUGCAACUCAAACGCCCAGCGGUCACCAGGAUAAUAUAACGCGGCGUAAAAAGACAACUACCACCGAUGACCCAGACUAUUCACAGAUUGAUGCUCCUGUUACAUCGAGAAUAGUAACGAAUAAUGUGCAACGCGAAGUCAAAGAGCUUAUGAAACAUCUCAAUGAACCUCUGGCUAACUACGUUAAUAAAGAACUCAAAACUAUCAAGGACGAAAUAGUUCAAGUAAAGGAAUCAAUGACAUUUAUUAACAAUCAAUAUGAGGAGAUGAGAGCUGGAUUAGCUGAGAGAAAUAGCCAGAUACAUGACAUUGAGAAGGAAAAUGAAGAGCUUAAGAACGCGGUAAAGGAUCUAACUACCAAAGUGAACCUAAUGGAGCAACAUUCACGUUCGUGUAAUGUGGAAAUUCAGUGCGUACCUGAGUUCAAAAGCGAGAAUCUCGUGUCUACGGUCAUGAAUAUUAGCAAAGUUAUAUCCUUUGAACUGACUGAGAGUAAUAUUCACAACACUACACGGAUUGCUAAACAGAACCCAACUAGUACUCGUCCGAAGUCGAUUAUUGUACAAUUUAGCAGCCCAAAGAUUCGCGACGGUUUCCUCGCCGCAUCCAUUAAAUUUAACAAGAGCAAGAGCAACGACAAUAGCAAAAAGCUCAAUAGCAGUCUUAUCGGUAUUGCGGGUAAAAAAGAAAGCAUCUACAUCACCGAACAUCUAUCCCCUGGGAACAAAGCAAUCCAUGCCGCAGCCAGAAAGAGAGGCAAAGAGCUGAGCUACAAACGACAUACUUUCCAACAUAGACAGACAUCACAAACCACUUCUCUGCGAGAUUUCUUUUACUAG
This is a messenger RNA of Arctia plantaginis, 852 nucleotides long. NCBI's taxonomy places the organism in Eukaryota, Metazoa, Arthropoda, Insecta, Lepidoptera, Erebidae. The record is from the annotation of a GenBank genome assembly.